Molecule: messenger RNA, 3229 nt
Organism: Acyrthosiphon pisum (pea aphid)
Lineage: Eukaryota; Metazoa; Arthropoda; Insecta; Hemiptera; Aphididae
Product: homeobox protein HMX3
Exons: 3
Coding region: 674-2224 (516 amino acids)
Biological process (GO): regulation of transcription by RNA polymerase II
Cellular component (GO): nucleus
Molecular function (GO): DNA-binding transcription factor activity, RNA polymerase II-specific; RNA polymerase II transcription regulatory region sequence-specific DNA binding
Source: RefSeq, a predicted model, not a curated record
GACUGGCGUCGAUCGGGAGGGUCGGAGAAGUGGGGAAAAAAACCCGAAAAGGGAAGGAAUAAUAAUAACGAUAAUAAUAGUAAUAGUAAUAAUAAUAAUACGGCGGCGGCGGCCCGCUUAAGUGCUCCGACACCGCAAACCGUAGUCGUCUCAUCAGUUAGUACAACCACCCGACCGCUCAGCGACGACAAUCGCGCGCGUACCGUCGUCGUACACACACGCACGCACUCAAUCGCUCGGUCGAUUUACGCACCGCGAUCGCCGUAUCCGAUACCCGUCGUCGGUCCGUAGUCACACGACGAUAAUAUACGCGCCGCGAGUGUUCAUAUAUAGAUGACAAUUUAUCAUAUGCGUAACAUUAUAAAAUAGCCAAAGGAUUAUAAUAUUUUAUUAUCACUCGUCAUAAUAAUUAUAUUACAAUAUUACAUAAGAAAAACGUCGACGACGCGUGUGCCGCGGAGUAGUAUUAUAUCAAAAAUUUAACCCAUCGCGCCGACAACACGUGCGAAUCUACGUGGUGGUAUAACAAAGCGCACAAAUACGGGUGCAGUAGUCGGAGGAGCGACGAUUUUUCCGUCCGUUUCCGACGUCACGCGAAACGUUUCGGUUACCGUCACAUUCCGUCAUCAUCGGUUCCGCCGCGGAUAUCCGCGACCGUCGCAGCGACCGCGGCAUGUCCGAGUCCCCGCGCAUCGACGUGACCGGCAACGACGACGACGACGAGUUGUGCUGCACCAACGACCGGGGACCGGCCACCGGCGCCGGUAACGGACCGAUGACGGCGGCCGCCUGCAAGACGAUGAUGAUGGCGACGGCUGCGGCGGCGGCCGCGAUGACGGCGGGCAACGGAGGUGGCGGCGGCGGCGGCGGCGGUGGCCGCGAAUCGCCGGCCGUCAAGUCGGCCGCACCGCCGUACACGUCGUUUUCCAUUUCGAGCAUACUCAGCAAGGACAAACCCGGCGGCGGCGCCGGAAAACAGCACAGGAGCGUGGGCGCCGCCGUGUCGCCGGCCACAGCGGCGGCCGCGGCAGCUGCAGCGGCCACGUUCGACGUCACCGCGCAUCUGGCAGCCGCAGCCGACCACGCCAUGUUGUCCAGACUGGGCUUGAUGAGCCACUUCGGAGCACUGGCCGCAGCGGCUUCGGGCCGGAGUCCGUUCAUGCUGUACCCGGGUGUGGGGAUCGCGGGCACCACGGCCAGCGCGUUGGACAAACACUGGUACUCCGCGUGGUCGCAACCCUUGUCGGCCGCCAUCAGUCCUACCGGCGGUUCGAGCUCGGCAAACGAAGAGAACAGCCGACCCAGCACGCCACACAGCGUGGGCGUCAACACGGGCGGCACGUCGUCGCUGGCCGGCCACAGUCCGGAUGGCUGGUCGACCGGCGAGGACGGUGGCGGUGGCCGCGGCCCCGGGUCGCCGAACCAUCAGCGACGGUUUGUAGGCAACUGCGGAGGCGGCGGCCGCUACAUGGAUCAGUCGGUGAACGCGGCCGUGUCCAUGGAUGACGACGACGACAUGGCAGACGACGGUCCUGACGACGAUGACACCGGUAAAAAGGACCACGGAGGGUGCGGGGGUGGUGGUGGAAACGGCGGUGGAAACGGCGGGGCGGGCGGCAAGCGGAAGAAGAAGACCCGUACGGUGUUCUCCCGGAGCCAAGUGUUCCAGCUCGAGUCCACGUUCGACAUCAAGCGGUACCUGUCCAGCUCGGAAAGGGCCGGGCUUGCCGCGUCCCUGCACCUGACCGAGACCCAGGUGAAGAUAUGGUUCCAGAACAGGAGGAACAAAUGGAAGCGUCAGGUGGCGGCCGAGAUCGAGGCGGCCAACAUGGCUCACGCGGCCCAGCGGCUGGUGCGCGUGCCUAUCCUGUACCACGAGUCCAGCCAGCAGUCUGCGGCCGGCCACCACCACCAUCACCACCAUCACGGCGGCAUAGCCACUUCGGUGGCCGCCGUGGGCGGAAGUGGUGGUGGAGGAGGUGGUGGUGGGGGUGGCGGUAGUGGUGGUGGCAGCGGUGCACCGACGCCGCCACACACGUCGGCGUCCACGCAGGCUUCCGCGUACCAGCCUCAGCAGCAGCCACCGCCGCCACCGCCGUCGCUGUUCUAUCACCAUCAGCCGCCGCCGCAGCACCACCACGCCGUCAGCACGUCCACCAUCACGCACACCAUGUCGACCAGCCCCAAUGCUGUGUCCAGGGCGCCACUCACCGGACUCGUCUAAUAAUAUUAUCAUCUAUUGCGUUAUCGCUGCAGUACGCGUAACUCGCCGCAGCUGUCCACAUAUUAUUAUUAACUAUAUUAUUAUGCAUCUCGCCCUCGCUCUCAGCCGUCUCCCACGUGUUCACCACCCACAUUAUACAUUGCGGGUUCGGUGUGGGGUGCGGGUGGGUGCCUCGGGAGUCACCUCACCAACCAUUUGUAAUAUUUUACCGACACGCGACGACAACACCAUUUGAAAUAAUACCAAUUAUUAUGACCUAACGCGCGUGUCCGCGGGUAAAAUAAUCUCGAACGCGUCGCGCAAAUAUCAGCUGAUUUGGGCAAAUCGUCGACGUUCUAAUGAUAAAAAAAAUGGUUGAUAAUCACCACCCGCGGUGUAUACCUUUAUUUAUUAUAUAAUAUUAUGAUGCCUCGUCCCCACGUUUGUUGUACAUUUCUAAUCGUUUCUAUACGUGUGAAUCAUCGCCAAUAUUGUAGGUAGUGCCGGUCAAGUAUACCUACACAAUAUUAUAUUAUAAUUAUUAUUAUGUUUAUCGAUUUUGAUUUCAUCGAGAUUUUAAUAAUUCAAUAAUUUAAAUACUCACAUCGUAUUUCACUGCGCAGAGAGAAGAUAAAUCCGAUCGUCCAAAAAUAGAGUUCGGAAAUGAUGGAGUACAACAGAAACCAGACGGGUCCACAACAAGUUUUUUGCCUAUGCUAAAAAAAAUACGAAAAUUUGAUUUAUCUCCCCCAGUCUUUCUGCACAGUUUCGAGCGAUUCGCGUACACUUUGCGUUCGGAUCAAUUACUAUAUUAAUACGAUUUUCGUUCAUAUUAAUAAUUCAUGAUAAUAUUGUUGUAUUGUGUUGUAUAGAGGAGUCGACUACUGUCGUACUCGUAGGACCGUCUCGAUAUGAUAUUAAGUUAUGAUGUAAUCAUUCGUCACGACGCAAUAAUAAUAAUAAUUGUUAAUCGUUAAUAUUAUCGUUAUCGUCACGAUAUUAAUUUUAGUCGUUUCAAAUAAAGUU